AUGUCGAUGAUCGUCCUGAUUGCUCUCCCUCCAUUACUGACCACCGAUUCAGGCAUCGUCUCUGCCCCGUUGUGGGACUCAACCACCUCUACCUACGCUGGACUCCUGACUGUUACCGACUACCUAAAUGUGGUCAGGUACUACAAUCUUCAUGCCGAUAAGCUGAAAGACAUUGAUAAAUUGGUCCUGAGUGAUCUAAAAGAUGUUGAAAAAGUGCUUAAUGUCAAGGCUCCGGAGACUUUAUCCGUCUCACCGGAGGCAGUCCUGUACGAUGCCUUGCGCAAACAACUCGUCUCUCGUGCUCGACGUAUCCCGCUGGUGUCUUACGACAGCGAUACUCAACGGACCUUGGUCACGAGUGUCAUUACCCAAUACAGAAUUCUCAAGUUCAUCGCCAUGAACGUCAAGGAGACGGAUAUGCUCAGAAAACCCCUGGAAACCAUCAAACUGGGGACGUAUGGGAGCAUUGUGCGCUGUAGCAUGGACACAACUGUACUCGAUGUCGUCGAUGAGAUGGUGACCAAGAACAUCUCGAGUGUUCCGGUUGUCACAACCGAGGGUAUUUUGUUGAAUGUAUUUGAGGCAGUAGACGUCAUUGAAAUCCUUAAGACGGGUGACUAUGGCAAUCUCACGUGGACAGUUGGCAAGGCGCUUUCAGCACGAUCACAACAUCAUCCAGGCAUUUAUUGUUGUUCGUUUGAGGAUGGACUAGACACAAUUUUCGAAACCAUCAAGAAAUCCCGGGUUCACCGGCUGAUGAUAGUGGACGAUAACAAUUAUCUCAAGGGAAUUCUGUCACUCAGCGACAUAUUGCAUUACCUUCUAGUCGAAGGCCAGGAAGAAACCAACCAUGCAUAA
This is a messenger RNA of Exophiala aquamarina CBS 119918, 858 nucleotides long. RefSeq lists its product as uncharacterized. The transcript is spliced from 3 exons. Lineage: Eukaryota; Fungi; Ascomycota; Eurotiomycetes; Chaetothyriales; Herpotrichiellaceae. The record is from RefSeq and is a predicted model, not a curated record. The coding region runs from base 1 to 858 and encodes 285 amino acids.